AGUGAGCGAUCGUUUCCGACUUGAACAUAUUUUAGUGGGAGGUAAAAGCAGCGAGGAGUGCUUCCUGAAUUCGGUGGAGCGCUAUGACACUGAAAAAGAGAAUCUACUGUGGGAGAGCAUCGCUCCAAUGAGUACGAUUGGGCCUGGCGUUGCCGUUCUCGACAACUUACUCUACGCUGUAGGCGGCUCUGAUGGGCAGCACGAUCUGAGAAGCUCUGAGAG
Molecule: messenger RNA, 222 nt
Organism: Ostertagia ostertagi
Lineage: Eukaryota; Metazoa; Nematoda; Chromadorea; Rhabditida; Trichostrongylidae
Source: the annotation of a GenBank genome assembly